AAGUAAUGUAACUUAGAACAUUUGGUUGCUUUUCGAAAUUUCUAAAUGUUUUCAACUGUUAACCAUUUUCAAAAGAAAGCUUGAGAAGCAAUUUAACUGGAAAACAGGUGGCGCUACAAAUUCAAACAUGAGAACCAAUCAAAAGCAUCAGGAUAGCAUCAAGUAACUGUAAUUUAAUUACACAUUUUACCCAGUAACUAACAGAUUAGGCUACAGUUACAUUUAUUUUGUAAUUAAAUUAGGCCUACAUAACUAAAUUACAUGCAACUAGUUACUCCCCAUCAGUGACUGUCGAGCAGAGGUGUACUGAUGUAAUCAAACUGCAAUAGCUAACGCCACAUUGUGAUCAAAAACAACUGGAGGCCUAAUUCUUCUUUAAAAAAAAAAAGUAGCCUACGUCAAUUCUACAAAUGCAAAAAUACAGAAACUGACCUGCUUCAGUCAACAGUGGCACAGAAACACAUGUAAACACUGAGGAACCUCAGACCCAUUGCUUUGGCUUUUACACUAGCAUUUUCUAGGCAGUGCUUCAAUGUAAAGAAACGCAUUAACGUGAUCUUAAUCGAUUUUUAAUUGUUCAAAUCAAAGCAACGCUGUAAUAGACUACCAUACUCGCCUAUGUGCUCCUGAUGUUGUCAAAAGCAAACUUAAUCACACAUUCCUCAAAAAGCCCCCUCACCCAACGGGAUAUAUCAGUUAGCAUCUGGUUGUUAAUUGAUGUUUCUGUGUCUCCUCCUGUGUGUAUAUCGGGCCCGUGCCUCCAUCGCGCUCACUCCGGACGACGCGCGCAUACGUGCGUGUGCGCGUUAUUUGCUCUCCGUUUAACCUCGGAACAGCGAUUCGAGGCGACUCGACACAACCGCUCGCGCUCUCUCUCUCUCUCUCUCUCCUCGCCCCCUCCUCUUCCUCCUCCUCCACCUCCCUCCCUCCUCUUCCUACCUGAUUCAGAUCCGCUCCGACGCUAUGCGUGUGACCGCGUCUCUCUCUGCAAGGCAAGGCGAGCACCACCGGAGAGACCCGCACGCUGCCGCUGCUGACCGCCGGCUGACAAGCGACCCAGGCCGGGCAACAGGAGCGGGGAGACGCCGCCGCUGAUUGACCUCCGCCGGAGGAGAAGGCGGAACAAAUUAACGGGCAAAGAUUUGGCCCUGGAUAAAGAGAUCGGCAAGAGGACGAGUGUGGUGUCCCGGAGCCUGCUGUCCCAUUCGUCACCCUCUCCUCUCUUCCUCUACUUAGCCAAGCUUUCACCUCGCCAAACUCCACACCUCCAUCUUCCAUCUCUCCCACUUCUCUUUAUUCAGAAGUCCUCGUCGUCUUUUGCUGCCGGCAAACUUUGCAGCCAUUUCCACAUCUGUGUCUUCUCACUUUCUCUGUCCUUCUUCCCAUCUCGCUGGUCUCUUCCCUAUCUCUCUCUCCCUUCCUUCGCUUUCGACUGUGAGCUUGUCAUGGCUUCUAAGCUAAACCCCAACGUCCUGUAUGUGGCGGAGCACGGCGAGUCGCUGGGGUCGCCCCAAGCGGACUCUGAAAGGACUCAUAUUGCUGGGGAAGCUGGAGAAGAGUCGUCAGACAGCGAGGGGGAACAAGAAGAGACAUCGCACAAGUUGAUCCGCAAGGUGUCCACCUCGGGACAGAUAAGGGCCAAGAAAAGUGUGAAGGAGGGAAUCCUGUUAAAGCAGACCAGUUCCUUUCAGAGGUGGAAGAGGAGGUACUUCAAACUCAGAGGGAGGACCCUCUACUAUGCCAAAGACUGCAAGUCUCUGAUUUUUGAUGAAGUGGACCUAUCAGACGCCAGUGUGGCCGAGACCAGCACCAAGAACAUCAACAACAGCUUCACGGUGAUCACUCCAUUUCGCAAACUUAUGUUAUGUGCCGAGAGCAGGAAGGAAAUGGAGGACUGGAUCAGCGCUCUCAAAUCCGUCCAAAAAUGGGAAACCUAUGAGGCCAGCCAAUUCAACAUGGAGCAUUUCUCUGGGAUGCACAACUGGUACGCCUGCUCGCACGCCAGACCGACCUUCUGCAACGUCUGCAGAGAGGCUCUGCCAGGCGUCACCUCCCACGGCCUGUCCUGUGAAGUUUGUAAGUUCAAGGCUCAUAAGCGCUGUGCAGUUCGCUCCACCAACAACUGCAAAUGGACCACACUGGCCUCCAUAGGAAAUGACAUUGUUGAGGAUGAGGACGGGGUGUUCAUGCCGCACCAGUGGCUGGAAGGUAACCUGCCGGUCAGUGCCAAAUGUGUGGUGUGUGACAGGAACUGUGGCAGUGUGCGGCGGCUGCAGGACUGGCGCUGCCUCUGGUGCAAAGCCAUCGUCCACAACAGCUGUAAAGAACAAAUGGGGAAGGUGUGUCCCUUGGGUCAAUAUCGAGUGUCAAUCAUCCCUCCCACUGCACUUAACAGCAUCGACUCGGAUGGCUUCUGGAAGGCCGCCUCAGCGUCAUGCACCAGUCCUCUCCUGGUCCUGGUGAACUCCAAAAGUGGAGACAACCAGGGGGUGAAGUUCCUCCGCAAGUUCAAGCAGCUUCUCAACCCGGCGCAAGUCUUUGACCUGAUGAACGGAGGACCAGAGCUCGGCCUACGCCUUUUCCAGAAGUUUGUGACGUUUCGUAUCCUGGUGUGCGGAGGAGACGGCAGCGUGGGCUGGGUGCUCUCAGAGCUGGAUAAACUCAACCUCCAUAAACAGUGCCAGCUCGGUGUGCUGCCUCUGGGCACAGGUAACGACCUGGCUCGUGUUCUGGGCUGGGGAGGCCUCUGUGACGAUGACGCUCAGCUGCUGCAGAUCCUGGAGAAGCUGGAGAGAGCCACCACCAAAAUGCUGGACCGAUGGAGUGUGAUGACGUACGAGGUGCCCACAACAACUAAACGCACACCAAUAGUGAAAGAAGACGACUGCCUUGAUUAUCCUCUGCAGACCCACAUCACUCAGUAUGCUGACUCCGUGGCCUCCCACCUCGCCAAGAUCCUGGACUCGGACAAGCACAGUGACGUCAUUUCCUCUGCCAAGUUUCUGUGUGGGACGGUGAAUGAUUUUGUGGCGGAGGUGGGGAAGGCGUACGAGAGAGCCACAGAGAACAAGGAGGAGGCAGAUGCGAUGGCCAAGAAGUGUGCAUUGCUGAACGAGAAGCUCGAUUCCCUUGUCAAGGCCUUAAGUGAGGAAGCAGAGGCCCAGGUGGUGCCAGCUGGUUCGGUGCCCAGCCAGGAGAGUGGCGGCUCCAGCCCCAGCGAAAGUGGCGGCGAGUCGGGUUCAGAGGGUAAAACGUACCGGUCCAAGGAGCAGCUGAUGCUCAGGGCCAACAGCCUGAAGAAAGCCCUGAGGCAGAUCAUCGAGCAGGCCGAGAAAGUGGUGGACGAGCAGAACCGACACACGCAGGUCCAGAGGAUGUCAUCCUCGUCCUCCAUCAAAAGAGAAAACAGCGAGGACCUGAAGGAUGCUGAGCCGCGCCAAGGAAGCUUAAGCCCCACCUCCCCCAUUGUCCUUGAGAAACCAGAGAGCCUCAACACUGUCGCCUACAGCGAGGAGUCUGUGCAAUGUUCAGAGAAGUGUGUGAUGAACAACUACUUCGGCAUCGGCCUGGACGCCAAGAUUUCCCUCGAGUUCAACAACAAGAGAGACGAGCACCCAAAGAAAUGCAGCAGUCGCACCAAGAACAUGAUGUGGUACGGAGUGCUGGGGACUAAAGAGCUGGUCCAGAAGACGUACAAGAACCUGGAGCAGAGAGUUCAGCUGGAGUGUGACGGUGUUCCCAUGUCUCUGCCAAGUCUGCAGGGCUUAGCUGUGCUCAAUAUCUCGAGCUACGCAGGCGGUAUCAACUUCUGGGGAGGCACCAAGGAGGAUAAUAACUUUGGUGCUCCAUCAUUUGACGAUAAGAAGUUGGAGGUGGUGGCGGUGUUUGGCAGCAUGCAGAUGGCCAUGUCCAGAGUCAUCAACCUGCAGCACCACCGCAUUGCACAGUGCCGCCAGGUGAGGAUCACCAUCCUCGGGGAGGAGGGGGUUCCCGUGCAGGUGGACGGAGAGGCGUGGAUCCAGCCACCUGGCAUCGUCAAGAUCGUCCAUAAGAACCGAGCGCAGAUGCUCACCAGAGACAGAGCGUUCGAGAGCACGCUGAAGUCGUGGGAGGACAAGAGGAAGAUCGACAGCUACCGCGACACCAGGCCCCGCCUUAACUCUCAGCAGUCCAUGGAGUACCUGACUGAGGAGGAGUGCGCUCAGGUGCAGCAGCUGGGCAUCGUGGCCGACACGCUCAUCACCAAGAUCCGCGAGGCAGCCAAAACCCACAAGCUGGUGGAGCAGGAGCUGGCUCACGCUGUCAACGCCACGGCCCUGGUGCUCACGGAGGCCAAACUGUCCAGCCCUGAGUGUCUAAGUCGCACCACGGCGGUGGAAAUCGUCAACAGCAGUAAAGUUCUCCAGGCCGAGACCAGCAUGCUGCUUGAUGGAAAACUACUGUCAGAGUCUCCAGAGGAAGAGGAGCUUCGGUCAACUCUGAACAGCCUCAGUGCCGAGCUCCACAAGCUGGAUGACAUCCACUGGAUCUGUCCACUCAUGCAGUGCUCCGAGGAGGACUCGGUGAGGGGCAGCAGUAAGAGCAGCAGCAGCAUAAAGCUGAAGAUAAUACCCAAGGUGAAGAAGGAGAGAGAGAAACUCCACAAGCAGAAGUCCAACAGCUCUCUCUCAGGAAAUUGGGAUAUCAAAAGUGGGGCUGGUGAAGUAGAUUCGUCUGGCAACUGAAAUCCUGCAUGAGGUGCUUUAUUACUGCCCCCUGCUACCCUGAGAACCAGGGGUGAAGAGCACCCCUCCUGUUCUCCUCCCCUCUAAUCGCGAUACCUAGUGGCCUGACAGAGGUGUGAGGAAGAAAAGGAAAACCAUCUUCCCAACUUUUAUGCUAAUUCCUCCCUGUUUAACUUCUUUACCCUCCAUUUUUGCAGGGAGGAGUUUUCUUUGUUCUAUUUCUUAUUUUAUUUCUUAUUUUAUUUUUGGAAGGGGCCUGGCUUUGCAUCGCAUUGCUUCUCCAUUGGCGUUCUGCUUUUGGCUCUGUUUACCUGCUUGAGUUAGGAAGUUGCCGUGGCCAGCAGCGAAUCAAACGGAGGAAGUGGGAGGCGUGAAACAUUUGCACGUUCUCGCAAAUGGUCUUUUUUUGACAAAGAAUUGUGUUUACGUGGUGCUCUCCUUGCAUGUCGAGUGCAGCUAUCUUAUUUUAUAUUUAUCAUACGUUGUUACAGUCUUUUAAUUCUCUUCUCUUCUUUAUUUCUCAACUUAUGAAUAGCCUUUAGACUUUGAUUUAUCUUGAGACUUUUGAAGAGUAUUUAUUUCUUGUUGCUACUGCCAUGAGAACUCAAACGGCAACAAAUCAACAAAAAUGAACAAACUGAAACAUCUCAAACUUCAUCUACUGAACUGGAGAAUAUCUUAAAUGUUGCAAAAAAUGUAAGGAGGAAUGUACUUGUGUGGACUUGUAUUAUCCUGUGAAUGAUAAUGUGUAAUGAUAAAUCAUAUAAGAUUUGA
Messenger RNA from Micropterus dolomieu (smallmouth bass), 5498 nucleotides. RefSeq names its product diacylglycerol kinase eta. The transcript is spliced from 31 exons. The record is from RefSeq and is a predicted model, not a curated record. Bases 1446 to 4724 code for a protein of 1092 amino acids. Gene Ontology annotation, molecular function: ATP-dependent diacylglycerol kinase activity. NCBI's taxonomy places the organism in Eukaryota, Metazoa, Chordata, Actinopteri, Centrarchiformes, Centrarchidae. Gene Ontology annotation, biological process: diacylglycerol metabolic process; intracellular signal transduction; lipid phosphorylation.